AUGUCACAGAAAGGCCACUACAAGAGAUUUUCAAGAGAGGGAUUUCAGCCUCUUACCCAUCAGCAAUCCGGGGACAUGGCGAACCCUAACGACGUUACGAUUGAUAUCCCAUUGACCAAGGUCAGCACCUCUGGCAGCGCCACUGGUGCCCGCAAGGCCGAUGCCAGUUCCCCUUCCCGUUCCGAGUACAAUGGCGAGUUCUCCGAGAAGAUGGACGAGAAACAAGGCCACCCCUUUCACAGAGGUCCAGCAGGCAGGAGAAGGAGGUUGCAAGAGCGUGGACGGCAGAAUCACGACAAGGAGGACGGUACAUUGAACGCAGUCGGCAGAUUCUACAAAAGGCUCUACAACUUCUCUGUUCUGACUCGCUAUUUCAUCUAUGUCGCACCUCUCGCUUUGGCUAUCGCAGUCCCCAUCAUUGUUGGAGCCACGGUCGCUCCCAGAGCACGCAUUGGCGGCGUCAAGAUCGUAUGGUUCUUUACCUGGGUCGAGGUGGUUUGGGUGUCGCUAUGGGCCUCGAAAGUGGUGGCUCAUUUCUUACCAUUUCUCUUUCAAUUCAUUUGCGGAGUGGCCAGUCCUGGCACAAGGAAAUAUGCCCUCGCUCUCAGCUCGCUCGAGAUCCCUCUGUCGCUGGUUGGCUGGGCCGUCUCAUCACUGGCAACGUUUGUCCCUAUCAUGACGUUGAAUCCUGACCAGAGAUCACGUGGUGAAACGGGCCUCAAGCCUUGGGAGUCAAUUGUCAAGAAUAUCCUCUUUGCUUGCGUCUUCUCGACGUUGCUCUUACUCGGCGAAAAGGUUCUCAUUCAGCUCCUCUCUAUCAGCUACCACCGCAAGCAGUUUGAUGAAAAGAUCAAAGAGUCAAAACGAAACGUUUAUCUGGUUGGCUUGCUCUACGAUGCUUCUCGAAAGCUCUUUCCGGAGUACUGUCGCGAAUUUGCCGAAGAGGAUUACCUCAUCAACGAUGUUUUGGAUUUGGGAGAGCGCAGCAAUCGGAAUAGCAUGUUACCUGGCCACAAACGAUCUGGCUCGGCGACUCCAAUGAAACUGAUCCACAAUGUUGCACGCGUUGGUGACAAGGUCACCGCAGCAUUCGGGAAUGUUGCCCAGGAGAUCACUGGCAAAAAGGUUUUCAACCCCACUGCCUCGCACUCGAUCGUGGUUCAGGCUCUGGAAAAGAAACAUUCCGCCGAAGCCCUCGCUCGACGGCUCUGGAUGUCUUUCGUUCUAGAAGGGAAGGAUGCUCUAAGCCUGGACGACAUCAUUGACGUCCUCGGCCAUGAUCAUGAGCAAGAAGCGCACGAAGCUUUUGAGAUAUUGGAUGUGGAUUGCAACGGAGACAUCUCGCUCGAUGAAAUGGUCCUCCGCAUCACCGAGUUUGGACGAGAGCGUCAAUCCAUCGCAAGCAGCAUGCACGAUGUCGAUCAAGCUAUCAAUGUCCUCGACAACUUGCUGUGCACAGUCGUCUUUAUUGCCGUCAUAUUCAUCUUCGUUGCCUGGCUGAACCACAACUUCACCACCACACUUGCUACAGCGGGCACUGCCCUCCUCUCAAUGUCUUUCGUUUUCGCAACCACUGCGCAGGAGGUACUUGGGUCUUGCAUCUUCCUAUUCGUCAAGCAUCCAUUCGACGUGGGUGACAGAGUUGACGUUACUGAUACCCAAUAUGUGGUGGAACGCAUGUCUCUUCUUUACACAGUGUUUCGGCGGGUGAAGGAUCACAAGCGGACUCAAGUUCCCAACAUCAUCCUCAAUUCUCUAUGGAUUGACAACGUGUCUCGUAGUAAAGCCAUGCGCGAACAGAUCCAGCUUUAUGUCAGCUUCGAUACUACGUUUGAAGAUAUCGAUCUGCUCAAGAAGGAAAUGACCAACUUCGUCCGCGAUAAAGACAAUGCGCGCGACUUCCAGCCAGAUAUCGACAUCGAGGUUACCGGUGUGGCAGAGAUGAACAAGAUGGAAUUGAGAAUUGAGAUUCGGCAUAAAUCUAAUUGGGCCAACGAGGCCGUACGAGCGGCGAGAAGAAAUAAGUUUAUGUGCGCCCUCGUCCUCGCGAUGCGGAAAGUUCCACUCUAUGGACCAGGGGGUGCCGGUCCGCCUGCUGGUGACAAGGCUAACCCGACAUACUCGGUCGCGAUCAGCGAUGAAGUCGCGAAGAAGAAUAAGGAACUGUUUGAUGAGGAUCUAGAUAAGAAGAGACUCGUGCCCCUAUUGGAGCAGAACAAGCCUCACCUCAACCUGGCCAAAGCAAAAUCACCUGACCAUCUCAGCUCGACAACUGGAUCGGAAUCCCGAGAAGCGUCAGCAGUUGACCAUUUGGUUAAGCGCAAGGUGGCCGUUGAUCCUGAAGAGGUUGUCGACCAUGAGCGAGAACUCCGGAUGGACAAGCAACGCUCGAAUGAUGUCGAGGAAGUACGAGACAUUCUCCGACGCGAGUCCACAAGGGGUCGGCGACGAGCAGCUCGCCACAGCGGUCUCUCAGUACCAAGCACCGAGUACGCUGGAGGCUCACGGACAAUCCCUACUAUUCCCGAUGCAUCGCCACAAGAGCCCAUGACGGCGACCCUCUCCGCACCCGCCAGGGUCAGCUACUUCGAAGACGCACCCCAACCAGAGACGGUCCCUUCGACUGUGCCGCAGGGCUGGACGACGGUGGCACCACUGGACUACAAUGCAACGGGUACGCAAUCGCUCCAACCACCCUCACCACAGAUGUCACAGGUAUCGGGUCCUGUCAGUCCAUCUCGAUACGUACCGGGCAACGCCUUCUCACAGCGAGCUCACGCCACGCCGCAAAUGCCUCGAAUGCCAGUGCCGGGAAUGCCUGAAAUGAAGAGAAAUUUGCAGGUGCCAAAUCCUUCUUCUCCACCACGGUGA
Fonsecaea multimorphosa CBS 102226 is the source of this 2871-nucleotide messenger RNA. RefSeq lists its product as uncharacterized. The record is from RefSeq and is a predicted model, not a curated record. Bases 1 to 2871 code for a protein of 956 amino acids. Gene Ontology annotation, biological process: intracellular calcium ion homeostasis; calcium ion transmembrane transport. NCBI's taxonomy places the organism in Eukaryota, Fungi, Ascomycota, Eurotiomycetes, Chaetothyriales, Herpotrichiellaceae. Gene Ontology annotation, molecular function: calcium channel activity; calcium ion binding. Gene Ontology annotation, cellular component: membrane. The transcript has a single exon.